Messenger RNA from Bursaphelenchus xylophilus (pine wood nematode), 4249 nucleotides. The record is from the annotation of a GenBank genome assembly. Lineage: Eukaryota; Metazoa; Nematoda; Chromadorea; Rhabditida; Aphelenchoididae.
AUGGAUCUCACGGCGAUUGGUGCACUGGUCAGUUUUUUGACACGAGAAUAACUACAGUGAGGGACCUGAUCCAGUAGCAAAAAACGUACCAUUUUGCAUCCGGGAAGUAUCAAAAAUGUGGCGAAAAGCUUCCCUCUCCAAGUGAAAAAACUUCGUUUUGAAGGGUGCGCUUUUGAAAUCGGAGUUUUUUCACUUGGAGAGGGAGGUAUUUUGCUACAUUUUGUGAUACUUCCUGGAUGCAAAAUGAUAAGUUUUUUGCCACUGUAUCAGGUCCCCACUGUAGUAUUAUUUUUUCUUGCACUUCGAAAAAUAUUUUUCCAAGCUGCCUAACCUUGAUUUAAAUUUUGAAUAAGGGUUUUGGGGUUUUAGCAGAUUUUUUCGGGAGCAGCUCGAUUUUUUUUGAGUAUGUCCAGAGAAGUAAUUUGUAUUUUCAGUUGUGGCUCAAAUAUGAGUACGGCUUGGGUUUAAACAAUUUUGACGACGAGGAACUCACACCUCUAAAGUAAGUUUAAUCAAAAAAGAUUGGAAAAUUAUGCUUGCGAAACUGUCAUUUUUUUUGCAUUAAUUUUUCCCAUGCUGUUGCUUUCCUUCCGGUACAGAUUGAAAUAUUUUAGACAUCCCAGACGUGCUUCAGCUGAUGACGAGGAACUGGAGUCGUCAUUUGAUCUGCUGGUUUGCAUUGGCGUCGUUGUUGGGGUCAUGAUAUGUUUUAUCAACAUUUUUAUCAUCGCGAUGCGGUGGUUUUGUGUAUGUUUCAAGAAAAAUUUUGAAUGCACUGCAAUAAAAAUUUUUCGGGUUUGCAGAGUGAAAAAUGUUUUUUACCGCACUAUGCAACCAAAAGUCUGGCUUACUUUUGCACGGUGCAGUCAGAUUCUUAUUUUAUUUCGGGCUGAUGGCUAUUUGAUCCAAAUUUUUGGAUCCUCAUAGGCGUUCUACUGCACUUUUUUGAUUAAAUUUUGUUCUAGCGAUAUAAAAAGAAGCAAUUUGGAAGAGAAGUGGAGCAAAGGGCCAUCCGAGAAAUGGAGGUCAUGUACGGUUUGAUGGGGAAAAGGAAGGCGGCCCGGAGCACUGUCGAGGAGCGGGUUGAUGCGUACGUCAACGGGCUAAAUUUUUUUUUUUAUUUUAUUUUAUUUUUUUUUUUUUUUUUGAUAUUUUUUAGCUAGAAUUUUUUUUAUUUUUUUGUAUAAAAAAUUUGAUUUGGGGAGGGUAUGUUACCCCGAGAAUAGGUUACCCACCGGAUAGGUUACCCCAAAAAACACAUAACUCGGAGGAUAGGUUACCUCACCGGAUAGGUUACCCCAUGGAUAGGUUACCCCACCGGAUAGGUUACUCCACGGAUAGGUUACCUCUUACCAAAAAACGAAAAAAGUUUUUUUUUUUGAAAUGUUUUCGCUUCGGGAGUUUAAAAAGAAGGAUUUUUUUGUGAAAAUUGAAAAAAAAAUUUAAAUGUUUUCGCUUCGGGAGUUUAAUAAGAAGGAUUUUUUGUGAAAAUUGAAUAAAAUUUGAAAUGUUUUUGCUUCGGGACUUGGAAAAAAAGGAUUUUUCGUGGAAUUUGGAUAAAAUUUGAAAUGUUUUCGCUUCGGGACUUGGAAAAAAAAGGUUUUUUUGUGAAAUUUGAAUAAAAUUUGAAAUUUUUUCGAGCUGACUGAGUAUGAACUGACUGAAUAUGAAAACUGGGUUUCUGUUACUUUACUACCUUUAGGGAUUCUUUUUGAAAUUUGUUCGACUUAUAACACUUUUAGACGUUAAUGGUGUUGUUUUGGUGCCUAGUACUGCUUAAAAAACACAUUUUUAACACUUGGUACUAAAUAGUACUACCUGGUACUAUUUAGUACGAGGUGCAAAUUUGGCCGUAAGGCCAAAUUGUGCUGGCGGCACCACAGUUAAUAUUCAGUCAGACACCCUUUUUCUACUCCCGAUGCGAAAAGAUUUCAAAAUUUUGAUGAAUUUUCCAAAAAAUUCUUUUUUCCCCAGUCCCGAAGCGAAAACAUUUGAAAAUUUUUUCAAAUUUCACAAAAAACCCUUUUUUCCAAGUCCCGAAGCGAAAACAUUUCAAAAUUUUUUCAAAUUUCACAAAAAAUCCUUUUUUUCCAAGUCCCGAAGCGAAAACAUUUCAAAAUUUUUUCAAAUUUCACAAAAAAUCCUUUUUUUCCAAGUCCCGAAGCGAAAACAUUUCAAAAAAAAUUUUUUUUUUUCAGGUAACCUAUCCUCGGGGUAACCUAUCCUCCGAGGUUACCUAUCCGAAACUUGGGGUAACCUAUCCGGUGGGGUAACCUAUCCGCUGGGGUAACCUAUUUGUUAGGGGUAACCUAUCCUCCGAGAACGAAAAAAUUUUCGUCAAUUUUAGGAAAGUUCUCGUCGAUACUGAGCUGGACGACCUGUCGAUUGAGUCCGUGACGCCGGAGAACUCUGUUUGGGAGGAGAAAUUUCAGAUCCGAGUGCCCAAAACCCUCAAAAAGAAGGACAAUCCACCGGCGAUCGUGGAUCCCGACGAAGAACUCUUGGGCGCGGAGGGGGAGCGCAAGAAGGGCGGAGAGGAUGCUGAUAAGAGGAAGGAGAAAAGGGACGGGACAGAUGCAUUCGAAAGGAUGUGGGGAUUGGAGGUAGCGGAUUCGAAGGAAACGGCUUCGAAAGAAAGGGAUUCACAGAUAAAGCCUUCGAAAGAAAAGGAUUCAAAGGACACGGCUUCGAAGGAAACGGAUUCAAAGGAAACGGCUUCGAAAUUAAAGGAUUCGAAAACUGAUUCCAAGCAGAAACCGGCCGAAAAGAAGAAGAAAUCGCACGAAAAGCGCAAAAAACGCCGAAGGAAGAGGGGAAACCCGAUGAUUUACAAAAUGGUGGACCGAAUGGGCGAUGGAUCGUUCGGAGUUUUGUACCGCUUCAAGUGCAAGGACACCAAAUUUGCCGUGAAGUUUGUGCCAACCGCCGAUCCCAAGGCAAUGAGGAAAGCCAGAACUGUGUAUGCCAACUUCAAAAGGAUCCAUUGCCGAGAAAAAAGGUAGGGUUUUGAGUGGUUUUGCGUUGAUUGCACGCAUGCGCGAAUGUUCAGAGAGCUGAUCAUGCACUUUGUCGAUAUUGGCCGCACUUUGGACACAACCUACUUGAUCAUGCCGUGCCUUGGAAGAAGCAUGGACACGAAGAAGAUUGAAGGAAUGGAACUCAAGAAAAAAUUCAUCCUCAUCUACCAUUACCUUCGCCCGAUUGCUCAGCUCCAAUCCGUCGAGAUUGCUCAUUUGAAUGUGAAGCCGAAAAAUUAUUUGAAUCGGCCGGGAACUCCUCAUGUAAGUUUUGAAAUUUGAGCUGUCUUCACUGGUUUUUUUUGGAGUAUUUACCGUAAAAAAAUUAAGGAAAUAAACUGUUUAAUGAUUUUUUUCCAAUUUUUUUUCUUCCCUCAAAAUUUGUGAGUAUAAAAAAUACAGUGACGGACCUGAUCCAGUGGCAUAAAACGUACCAUUUUGCAUCCGGGAAGUAUCAAAAAAUGUGGAAAAAUACCUCCCUCUCCAAGUGAAAAAACUCCGUUUUGAAGGGCGCGCUUUUGGAAUCGGAGAUUUUUCACUUGGAGAGGGAGGCGUUUUGCUACAUUUUUUGAUACUUCCCGAAUGCAAAAUGAUACGUUUUUGCCACUGGAUCAGGUCCGUCACUGUAUUUUUUUUAGCUCGUCCUCACCGACCUGGGAUUGGCUCGCCGCUACGGCUACCGCCGAAAGACCGUUCUGGGAGCGCCGGCCUACCUCUCGAUCCCCGCCCAUCGCUGCGAGCCGGUCAGCAUGGUGGAUGACAUGCAGUCGUGGUUCAUAAUUUGCACAGAACUCCUGGAAUACCCACUGCCGUGGAGCGACGUCGCCGAUACCGGAGAGCACGGCUACAGGAAGACGCUGGAGAUUAAGGAACGAACCCUGAGUUUGAUGAGCCGGUCCCCGAAGCAUGGCGCGUUUUUGACCGAUUUGAGGAAGGAGAUCUGGGACAAGGGAGCCAGAGACACCAUUAAUAUGGAGAGAGUCGCUGCUCUAGUGGAGGAUGUGAGUUUGUCGAUUUUUUUUGAUUUUUGAAUUUUUUGACGGAAAAUGGGAAAAUUUGAGAAAAUUGAAUUUGCAAGAAAUUGAUUUUUUUUUUGAGAUUUUUCUGAUUUUUUUUCGAAAAAAUUGGAAAAUAAAAUUUUUUUUGGCUUUCCAAAAUGAUUUUUUUUAAAUUCGUCCUGAUUUCAGCUCCAAACCAUUUACCAGUUCCGCUCCACCGAUGCAUGGGAAUAG